AUGCAGUACUCCAUUUUCACUACCCUCUCCGCCAUUGUCACCAUGGCAUCUGCGCUCGGAAUCAACUGUCGCGGCUCUGGCUUCUGUUCUGGCGGUGCCGGAAACCUCAUCAACCUGAAAGCAAUCGUCGACAACAUUCAACCACGAGACCGCCACUACGAGACAGGCCAGCAGGUCGCUUGUACAGGUGACACAUGCGCGUUCUACCAGAGCGGCGCAACAGGUACCGCUGAUGAUGUGUCUUGGGCUCUACAAGCCCUUCUUGAUCAUGGCUGUAAGAAAUGUGGCUCUGUGCCUACGCAGGACGGCAACAACGUCGAUGAUGGGCAGUUGACGGUCAAUUUUGUUAGCGAUCCUAGUUGUCAGGGCGCCUGUUAG
Messenger RNA from Fusarium sp. VM40, 378 nucleotides. NCBI's taxonomy places the organism in Eukaryota, Fungi, Ascomycota, Sordariomycetes, Hypocreales, Nectriaceae. The record is from the annotation of a GenBank genome assembly.